Molecule: messenger RNA, 2364 nt
Organism: Neopelma chrysocephalum (saffron-crested tyrant-manakin)
Lineage: Eukaryota; Metazoa; Chordata; Aves; Passeriformes; Pipridae
Gene: KAZALD1
Product: Kazal type serine peptidase inhibitor domain 1
Exons: 5
Coding region: 200-1102 (300 amino acids)
Biological process (GO): regulation of cell growth; regulation of signal transduction
Cellular component (GO): extracellular region
Molecular function (GO): insulin-like growth factor binding
Source: RefSeq, a predicted model, not a curated record
GACAUCACGGCGGUGCUGGAGCGGCCGGGGGCCAGCAGCCCCGGGGGCCAGCAGCCCCGCCGCCACGGCCACUGCGCACCCGCGGCCACAGGCACCGGCGCCUCCGGCCAGGAUGGCUCCUCAGAUCUAGACAGGGAGGCCAGAAAAGUGCCAGAGAUACCCAUCCAAGUGACAGUGGGACUGGGAUAGUGGAGCUAUCAUGAGGAUGUCUGAAGCCAAACUCCUCAGCUCCUCUUGCCUCAUGCUUUCCUUGCUCUCCUUGCACUGGGCUUUGCUCCAGCUGGGCCAGGCUUUUCCCAGCACCUCUGACUACCUCCAGCGGGGCUGGCAACGGCUGCUGGAGGAAGGGGAGGGCUGCGCCGAGUGCCGGCCAGAGGAGUGCCCGACACCGCGCGGGUGCCUGGCUGGCACGGUGCGGGAUGCCUGUGACUGCUGCUGGGAAUGUGCCAACCUGGAGGGACAGAUCUGCGACCUGGACAACACCAACCACUUCUACGGCAAGUGUGGGGAGCACAUGGAGUGCCGGCUGGAUGCUGGGGACUUGCGUCAUGGAGAGGUGCCCGAGCCCCAGUGUGCCUGCCUCUCCCACCUGGCCCUCUGCGGCUCCGAUGGAAAAACCUAUGCCCAGAUCUGCAGGUUCCUGGAGGUUGCCCAUGCCCACCCUGAUGCCAACCUCACCGUGGCCCACGAGGGUCCCUGCGAGUCAGAGCCCCAGAUCACCUCUCCUCCCUAUGACACGUGGAACAUCACCGGGCAGGACGUCAUCUUUGGCUGCGAGGUCUUCGCCUACCCCAUGGCAUCCAUCGAGUGGAGGAAGGAUGGCACAGACAUGCUGCUGCCUGGAGAUGACCCCCACAUCUCUGUCCAGUUCAGAGGUGGCCCUCAGAAAUAUGAAGUGACAGGCUGGCUCCAGAUUCAGGGUGUGCGGGUGACGGACGAGGGCACGUACCGCUGCUUUGCCAGGAACAGCGUCGGGGAGGUGGUGGCAGUUGCCAGCCUGACUGUCUUCACGCCAGACCAACUCAACCUGACAGGCUUUUCCCUGCCGAAGGCCCAUGUGACACCCGAGGACUACGGGGACAGUGAGGAGGACUACUACUAGCCCAGAGACAGGAUGUCUGGCUGCAGGGAUCACCUUGCCCACAAUCACGGUUCCUGUGUGUUGGGGACAUCUCUGGAGCAAGCACCCUCUAGCCCAAAACUUCUUCUCUGAACAAUCCUGGCACACCAGCCUGUUUUUUGGGGUGGGGGAUAGGGUGACACAUCGUUUUGGGGUGCUUGGGGAGGGGAUACUGGCUGGUUGGUGGCACAGGGCUGGGACCAGGGGCAGCUCUGCCUGGAGCAGGGUGGGUCUGUCCUCUGGCACUGAGUGGAGACACGGUGGCAGUUGGGACACUGCAGGGACAGCUGUGCUGUGUGUGAUGAGAACUUCGUGCCAGGGGUGGAGACAGCUCCCUUUGGGAGAGUGAGGGCAAGGCAGGGGCAUCACUGCCCUGUAAAAAGCAUUUUUGGGGAAGCUGGAGCAGAGGGUUAGGACCUGGCUGUGAUAUCCAGUGUGACACCCCCAUGUCUGUUCUGUAUUGCUUGAGCACAGAGACAGCCCGGCUUCUCCCCAGGAUUUAAGGAACCUGCUGCCAAAACAUCCUUCUCUUCUGUUUUGUUUUUAACCAGAAAAGUAGUGAUUUGAGGAAACCAGACACUUGUGGCUUUCAGUGCUGUCUUUUCUCCAGCCCAACUACCCCUGUGGUCAGAAACACUUUGGCCUUUUUUGACUGACUUCAUGCUUUCCCUUCCAUGAAGCUCUUUUUUUUGCCGUUUCAGUUAAUGUUAUUUAAAAUAUGCACGUAGGUCAAAGCCAAGAGGCCAAUUGGCUGUCCUACAUCCACAGGGAUGAUUAUGGGGGUGAGGGAAGGUGCAAACACUGUGGAUGCUACCUUGUCCAUUGUGGGGGUCCUUGAGGCGAGGAGCCCUCCUGCCCAUUCUGGUGCUCAUAGCUGGUCCUGGUGUGGGUCCUGCCCUUCUCACCCCACAUGGGGAUGGGGGUGCCAUCUCCUGUGCAGUGGGGAUGCAUCAAGCCAUGUAAUUGUACCCCCAUCAGUUUGGAUCCUGUCCUACUGCUGCCCAUUUUCAUCUUGGGGUCCUAGGUUCUGUGACACUGGGGUCUCCAUCAAGGUGACCACAGCCCUGUCAGUAUGGAGCAGCUCUGUGCCUAGGUGUGGAAGGACAGGGAGGCACCAGUUUCUACUGGAAAUGCUAUCUUUAAAAAAAAAAAUCCCACCUACCUCCCAGAGCUGGUUAUUUAGAGCAAACUUUCAUUUGUGGGAAGCAUGGGAAGGAAGCUCAGAGCUGCACUGUGCUGCUCUG